Asparagus officinalis (garden asparagus) is the source of this 1217-nucleotide messenger RNA. Its product is annotated as fatty-acid-binding protein 3, chloroplastic. The record is from RefSeq and is a predicted model, not a curated record. NCBI's taxonomy places the organism in Eukaryota, Viridiplantae, Streptophyta, Magnoliopsida, Asparagales, Asparagaceae. Gene Ontology annotation, cellular component: chloroplast stroma. Bases 35 to 820 code for a protein of 261 amino acids. Gene Ontology annotation, biological process: fatty acid metabolic process. The transcript is spliced from 6 exons. Gene Ontology annotation, molecular function: fatty acid binding; intramolecular lyase activity.
AGCCACCAUCAUUCUCUUCUCCGAAACAAAAAAAAUGUCCGCUGUGUUCUCGUUCAUACCUCCCCCAUUCUCUCAGUUCCCAAACUGUUCAAAUUUGUCUCAUUCUCUUCCCAAAUUACCACCUAAGUUCCUUCACUCAACCUUCCCCUUAAAGAGACCCUUCUCUUCUCUCUCCCCAAGAGCUUCAGUUGGGAGUACAGAGUACGUUAUUGAGCCUGCGACCGAUGUGAAGUUUCCCAAGGAGCUGACUGUUCCGGGCUGCUUAGAUUCCUUAAUAUUGCUUGGCACAGGUUAUAGAGAAAAGGUUUUUGCAAUUAUUGGUGUGAAAGUCUAUGCUUCAGGAUUCUAUGCCAAUUAUUCUAUCAGAGAAUUGUCAGAGUCCUGGAAAGGGAAGUCAGCUGACGAUGUUUUGAAGGAUUCCUCAGUUUUCAUCUCCAUUUUCCAUGCACCCUUUGCAAAAUCAUUAAAAAUAAUGUUAGUAAGAGAUGUUGAUGGUAAGACCUUUUGGAAUGCCUUAAAUGAUGUCAUUUCUCCGAGGAUCAAGGAACCCACAGCUGUGGAUGAAUCUGCACUGUCAAAUUUCCGCAAUACCUUUCAGGGCCGUGAUCUUAAUAAAGGAACCCUCAUACUUCUAACCUGGAUAGAGCCAUCCAAGAUGCUGGUUUCCAUCUCAUCUGAUGGAUUUCCUAGCAAUAUAGAUGCUGAAAUCGAGUCAGUAAAUGUGACUUCAUCCCUCUUUGAUGCUUUCUUUGGAGAAUCUCCUGUAUCCCCUACUUUGAAGGCCUCUGUCUCUAACGGGCUUCUGGCAGUCCUCAACUAGCUUUUAAGCAAGGAGGACUUACCCAAAUAAACCAGCCACAAUGUUUGUGGAGCAAUAGUGAAGUUGAAGAUGGAAGCUCAACCUUAAGAAAUGGAGAUGAAAGCUUUUCUCUAAAAGUGAAACACAUCAGCCCAGAAUCAGGGUAACGGAUGUUGGUGUGGAUGGAUGCAGGUGUCAAGAGGGGAACUGAGUUAGGUGCAAAAAGGCAGCGAAGCUCACAAAUCAACCUAUUGAAUCAUGUGAAUUCUCUUUUUUCUCAAUGAGCUGGUACUUUUUAUUCAAUUUGUACUAAUCUGUACACUACUUUUACCUCCCACUUCAGGAGGGCAAUAUCUGGUUGAAAUAGAGUGGCAUAAAUAGAAAGGGUGAGUAGAUCAUCACAAGAAUUAUUCAUGCA